Magnolia sinica is the source of this 1803-nucleotide messenger RNA. RefSeq names its product pre-mRNA-splicing factor 38. NCBI's taxonomy places the organism in Eukaryota, Viridiplantae, Streptophyta, Magnoliopsida, Magnoliales, Magnoliaceae. The record is from RefSeq and is a predicted model, not a curated record. Gene Ontology annotation, cellular component: precatalytic spliceosome. The coding region runs from base 103 to 1260 and encodes 385 amino acids. The transcript has 7 exons.
UUCGGCUCGUUGAAGGCCUUUCCUCGGACAAGCUUCUCGAUUUUCUACCCUCGUUUCUGGUUUCUUCUCCAAAAGGGCCUUAGGGUUAGGGUUUCGGGGGCGAUGGCUAAUCGUACGGACCCAGGGGCGAAGAGCAUACACGGGACGAACCCUCAGAACCUGGUGGAGAAGAUCCUACGGUCGAAGAUCUACCAGAACACGUACUGGAAGGAGCAGUGCUUUGGGCUGACUGCCGAGACGCUGGUGGACAAGGCCAUGGAGCUGGACCACAUCGGUGGGACCUACGGCGGCAACCGCAAGCCUACGCCGUUCAUGUGCCUUAUCAUGAAGAUGCUCCAGAUCCAGCCCGAGAAGGACAUCGUCGUCGAAUUCAUCAAAAACGAAGACUACAAAUAUGUUCGUGUACUUGGGGCCUUUUAUAUGCGUAUCACUGGGACCGUCACUGAUGUCUACCAAUAUCUUGAGCCACUCUACAAUGAUUAUCGAAAAAUAAGGCAUAAAUUGUCAGAUGGACGCUUUUCGUUGACCCAUGUGGAUGAGGUUAUUGAUGAACUCCUGACUAAAGACUAUUCCUGCGACGUUGCUCUGCCACGUGUCCAAAAAAGAUGGCUUCUUGAAACAGCCGGGAAGCUGGAACCCAGGAGAAGUGCUUUGGAAGAUGAUUUUGAAGAGGAAGAAGAAAAAGAAGAGGAGGACCAGGCCAUGGAUGGCUUAGAAGCUGGUGGUCAUGAAAAGGAUUAUUAUCGUGGUCGUAGUCCAACGAGGGAAAGAGAUCGGGAUAAAAAACGUGACAGUCAUAGACAGUACAGGGACAGGGACUAUGAUCGAGAACGUGGGAGAGGGCGUGAAAGGGAGAGGGACAGAGAGAGGGAUAGGGAUAGGGAUAGGGAUAGGGAGAGGGAUCGCCAUCGCCUGAGAGAUGAAAAAGACUACGGUCGGGAGAGGGACCGAGAGGGGAGGGACCGAGAGAGGAGAGAUAGGGACAGGGGGAGGCGCAGGAGUCGUUCGAGGAGCAGAAGCAGGAGCAAGGACCGUAAGGAGCGGGACCGCGAUGGCGGGGACCACCGCAAGAGGCAUGCCCGCAGCAGUGCCAGCCCACGGAGGCGGACUGAUGUGGAUGAUGGCAAUGCCCGAGAUGAACCAAGGAAGAAGAAAGAAAGGAAGGAGAAGAAGGACGAUGGGACAGACCAUCCAGAUCCAGAGAUUGCUGAACAGAACAGAAUCCGUGCAUCUCUUGGUUUGAAGCCAUUGAGGCCGUGAAAGGACAGUUGUUUGGCUGUUGUUCAUCACUUGAUUGUAAAACAGUGGGUCCUACCUAAGCAAACACGACUUCUCGUCCGGGAGUCCCACGUGAGACAGGGUGCUGCAGUAAAAGAUUGAAACCCCCAUCCAACGGUUGUAGUCCAUUUGAUUGUUGGCACUGAAAAUGGAUGGUCAAGAAUAAAAUAUGUUCCAGGGAAAAUGAAGGAAAGUUCAAUUGAUGAUUGGGAUUGUUAGCUGGAGAUGUUUGCCCGUUGCCCAUCCGGUGGGGUUCAAAACUUGAAUGGUAUGGAUCACUGAAAGGUGUGCGUGUGCCAUCGGUUCAGUAGGGACGCGGCCAUUUCAUCAGUGUGGCUCAAGCGUGUGACCUCACAGCUAAUUGGUGGCACGAAUCGAGCGAUGAUAGAGAAGUGAAAUGAGGGAAUUGGAUUUACGACAGCCCUUAAUAGUUAUUAAGUGGGGUUGUAUCUGACCACAUUACCUAGCUUGCUUUCAUUUUAUAGAUGUACAACCGUUCUUAGAUUGCAUUGGGAAGGUUUAUUA